GAGAUAUCAUUUGCAGUUCUCGACGUGCAGUCAACGGCGCGUUCUUUGGUCGAAACGCCGAGUUUUCUGCCGUCUCGUUGACUAUCGAAGUCGUGAGAUUAACUGCAUUAUACGAUAAUCACAAAAAUCUUCAAAUUGCACUCUUCGCAGCUUUAGCUCGCUCUGUCUUCAGCGAUUAUUCUCCAUAUGGCUCGAACAAACGUGAGAAGGCGGCAUUCGGAUAUGCCGCAUUUUGAAUCUGUUACCAGGAUUUCGAAUCUUCCACUCGUUGAAAGUGGUAUACACAUUGCUGGUAAUGUGUAUAGAAAAAUAAAGCGCUCAAAUUCUUUAAUGAAUUGGAGUUUGGAUGCUGCAGAGCAGUCAUUAGCGAUUGCAACGAUGACGGCAAGGCCAGCGAUUUUUGCAUUCAAUGGGCCAAUUACAACAAUUGAUCAGCUGUUGUGCAAAGGUAUUGACAUUGUUGAACAGAGAGUACCAGCCGUACAUCUUCCUCCCUAUCUCAUGUAUUUGAACACGCGAGAAUAUGUAAAUGAGAAUAUUGUAAAGCCGGUCCUGAAGCGUGCCGGAAGUGUUAAACUAAUUGGCAGUCAAGCUGCCAACGUCGCCGCGGAUAGAUUGGAUGAUGCACUGACAGUUGCGGACAAGUAUGUAGAUCGUUAUUUGCCAGGAGAAUCAAUCGAUAAAAACGACGAAGUCACUGGUCUCAUUGAAGUGAGCAAAACGACACGAACCAUUAAGCAUGGCGCAAGAUUUUCACGUAAACUCCAAAAAAGAUUGACACAACGCACUUUGGUCGAAGCACGUGCUCUUAAAGAGCAAGGAACGGAAUGUAUUCAUGUACUUCUAUAUGUGGCCGAAUUGAUAGCCACAGACCCAAAAUUGGCACUACAAAAGGCCAAGGAGUUGUGGUCCAAGUUGAGUCUACCCGAGCCCGAAAAUCAGGCACGUCCGACCACGCUCGAACAGCUGUUGGUACUUUUGACACGCGAGUCCGCAAGACGCAUAGUGCAUCUGGUGAAUGGCACAGCGGCAUUGGCGAUUAGAACCCCGCGACGUUUAGGUCGUCUACUCGUCCGGCUUUCUCAUCAACUACUUGCCGUCGCCGACGCCUCGUUGAAGAUGACAUCACUUAUCAAUAAAAACACUGUAACAAAAGAAGUAUCCGUCAUGCGCUCUGCUAUUGAGAGAUUGAGCUUAACAGCGAAUCUAUUCUUGGAAAAAUUAGCUGCGCUCUUGGCUGGUCGUCCCAGCCCUCAGAAGGGUUCACACGUGCGAAACCAACAGAACCACAACAACCACAUGUCGGUGACUUCCAAUCCCCCAGUAAAUGUGACAUAUGUCGUACUUUGCUCAUCAGUCAGUUAUUGGCUCAUUCAAACUGCGUUCACUGCGCAAGCGAUUCUCCACAUUAUAAGUGUUCAGUGUCCGUGACCGGCGACAGCAUUCGUACCCAAGCAAGUAUCAGACGCGUUCGAGGCUACGCCGGUGAACUACUACAUUCGACGUCCCAGUCUGUACUUCAAAAGCAUGGCGACAGAAGUGGCACAGCUUCUUGAUCUCAAGGCCUUCCAUCGUGUCAUAGAAUUACCCAUCGUCGAUUCGGCACUCGUCAAAUCCGCGGAGACUUAUUCCAGGAUAAAAGACUCGAAUCAGCUGGUGCAUUGGGCACUCACCACUGCUGAAACAUCCCUUAAUUUCGCAACGAAACAAGUAAUACCUAUUAACGUGUUAGUUGCUGCGAAGAGGUUUCUUCAGAGUCCUAUAAAUUUUGUCGAUUACACGUUGUGUUUAAGUCUCGACAAGAUCGAAGAAAAAGUACCGAUAGUGAAGGAAAGACCUGAGCAGAUUUAUAAGAAGGCGGUAUUAAGCAUUUCGAAUGUAAAUGAUUUAAUUGUUGCACAAGCGACGAAUUUACGAGAUAUUAGCUGGAACAAAGCCAAUCAAAUUCUCGAUACACACUAUGGCAACGUGGCUGUAAAAGGUUUGGAUAAUACUGCUGUUGUUGUGGAUAAGCUCAUUGACAGAUAUUUCCCCGCAAUAGAAAAAGAAAAGCCAAGAGAGAGAAUGGCGGACGCAAAUAAAGCCAUGCCAAAUUCCGCUCCUCGUCUUGAAGUAAUAGACCGGGUGAAAAAUAUUCCGGUGGUUCAUUCGGCGAUCGAGAAGACGGGCUCUACGUAUUCCUACGUUAAGGAUUCCCAUCAUUUGAUAAAUUGGGCGUUGAGCUCUGCCGAGGCAGGAUUGCAUUAUGCAACUGCUACGGCGGCGCCGCUUACAGUCCCUUUAGCUAAGAAAUUCGAAGGACAGAUCAACGCCGUCGACCAGAAGCUAUGCCAGGGGUUAGACAUUGUCGAACAAAAAGUUCCGAUCGUAAAGAAACCACCGCAGCAGAUUUACGACGCUGCAAAGGCGGUUAUGAACAGCUCCUUGCAGCCAACCAUUGAAAAAUUGAACGUGGCAAAGGAGUCAGCCACGCAACAGGCGUCUACGCUGAAAGAGAUCAGUAUAGCUAAGGCGAACGAGCUCCUAAACACACAAUGUGGUAACAUGGCUGUACAAGGCAUUGACAACACCAGCGUACUUGUCAAUCGUUUAUUAGAUCACUACUUCCCGCCGGUAGAAGGAGAGGAAAAUGCACCAACUCCAGUCUCGGCGGAUGAGAAUAAAGUGCUCCACGCGGUGCAAACAAUCGGUCAGCUGUCGACAAAAACUGCUAAUCGCGUUUAUCAUUCCGUUUCUGCGCAACUAAGGACAGUGAAGAAGGAAGACGUGGCGACAUACAUAUCUAGCGUAGUGUCAAUUCUUCAUCUAACGCACUUUUUAAAUCUUGGGCAGAAACAAACGGAUGACAAGCAGACAAAUAGUCCGACAGAGAAACAAGAUGAGGAGAAGAAAUAAUCUCAAAGUUCUUUAUUCAUUCCUGGGUUCAAUUUGAUGUAUAAUUUAUGUUCAUUCAUUCGUUACGCACCGUAGUGUUUUCGAAUAUUUAGAGAAACGUAUGAGAGAUCAAAUAACGUGCAAAUUUUUCAAAAAUUUAAUGUAUCACAUGUAUACCUACAUACAUUUAUUU
Nylanderia fulva is the source of this 3067-nucleotide messenger RNA. Its product is annotated as lipid storage droplet-1. Gene Ontology annotation, biological process: positive regulation of triglyceride storage; lipid storage. Gene Ontology annotation, cellular component: cytosol; lipid droplet. The record is from RefSeq and is a predicted model, not a curated record. Lineage: Eukaryota; Metazoa; Arthropoda; Insecta; Hymenoptera; Formicidae.